This is a messenger RNA of Aspergillus puulaauensis, 1185 nucleotides long. RefSeq names its product pyridoxamine-phosphate oxidase PDX3. Gene Ontology annotation, biological process: pyridoxine biosynthetic process. NCBI's taxonomy places the organism in Eukaryota, Fungi, Ascomycota, Eurotiomycetes, Eurotiales, Aspergillaceae. Bases 1 to 1185 code for a protein of 394 amino acids. Gene Ontology annotation, molecular function: FMN binding; pyridoxamine phosphate oxidase activity. The transcript has 2 exons. The record is from RefSeq and is a predicted model, not a curated record.
AUGAGUCACCAUCGACUGCACACUCCCGCUAGGUCCCUUCUACGAUUGUCCCUACCGCGUCGCAACUACCGCAUCAGCCGAUCCUACCUUUCGGCCAUGGAUUCUACAAACCCGCAGCAGAAGCGGCCAAAGAAGCUAAUCUUCGCCCCCGGUGAUAUCGAAGCAGCCUCCGAGUCCCAAACCCCGAAACAAUCCGAGCCCGUCACCACUGCGUCAGCCCUCCCAGCCCGACUUCUCGCAGAAGCUCUCCGAGCGGAUACAAUGACCCCUCAUACAGCCCUGGAUAACAAAGUCGUCUCCAAUCCUGCGCGUGCGCACCAGUUCGUGCGCAAUCCCCCACUCACAGUCUCCCAAUUGCACCCGACGAACCCUCUAUACCAGUUCCAUGCUUGGUUUCGUGACCCUCGAUUAGAGCUCUCGUCGGCGCCGGAGACGUGCACGCUUGCCACGGCGUCUCUCCCAUCGGGCCGUGUGAGUGCUCGUGUUGUAUAUCUUAAGGAGUUGGAUGAGAGAGGUUGGGCGGUGUAUAGCAACUGGGGGAGUCGGGAGGGGAAAGGUGGGCAGGUUUUCGGGUCUGGUGGGAGCGAUAAUGCCGACAGCAGUGUUCCCGAAGCGAUGCCUGUUUUAUCGGGUGUGGAUGAGCCGCUGGUUCAAGAUUUGGGGCUACAGCAGCAAGGGAACAAAUGGGCUGCACUGACAUUCUGCUGGCCAGUGUUGGAGCGCCAAGUCCGCAUUGAAGGGAUGGUUGAGCCAUUGAGCCGCGAGGAAAGCGAGAUGUAUUGGCGGACGAGGGAACGCGGGAGCCAGAUCGGGGCCUGGGCUAGCUGGCAGAGCAAGGUACUUUGGUCUGCUGAGCCUGAUAGUCUUGUGAGCCGGCGACGAAAGAGUUUUGGACCCGGGGAGGAUUCGAUCGUUUAUCCUGAGAUCCCCCACGACAUUAAUGAGACGGAUAUUGACGAUGGACGUGACCUAUUGGAGAAAAGGGUGCAAGAGAUGGAGGCGCGGUUUUCCGAUACAAAGGAAAUCCCUCUACCUCCAUUUUGGGGAGGCGUGCGUUUGAUUCCGGAGUCAGUGGAGUUUUGGCAGGGUCGUCGCAGUCGACUACAUGAUCGAUUCCGCUACGUGCGGAUACAUGGCACGGACGAGUCGUCGUAUGAAUGGCGGAUUGAGCGUCUUUCACCAUGA